CGCUGUCCACCGCCUUUGAUCACCGCCAUCUCCAUCACCGGUCACCGGAGAACGAUAAAUCGGAGACCAAAAAGUCCCGGUGAACUCUCCGGCGAAUAAACUCAGGCAGUAGUGAGUUGUUGAUUGAGGCAGAAUGGUGGCUCCAUCAUCUGACUCUACAUCACUGAAGAAGUAUCUGAAAAAAUAUGAAAGUGGGUAUGAAGAGGAGAAGAAAAAGAAAGCUAAAACUGAUGUCUCAGGUGUCAUUAUUGUUGAUGAGGAUCCUGUCUGGCAAAAACCUGAGGAAGGGGAUGAUUCACCAGAUCCACUUCAAGAUAAUGACUUGUCACCUCCCCGGAAACGCAAGUCACGAUAUCGGUGGUCGCCUGUGAGGCAAAAGACUGGUUUGGUUACUGGCAAGGAUGUGAAGGAUGAAAUUGCUAAAACAAAGAAAGAGGAGUGGUUGAGGUUUAAAGAGAUGGAUGGUGUAGUUAGUGGGCGAGGUGCUAAACCAGUAUAUCGUGAUAAAGUAACUGGGGAACGGGUAUCAAAGGAAGAGUACUUGCAGUCUCAGAAAAAGAAAGAGCCGAAGGAAAUAAAGGUGGAAUGGGGUAAAGGUUUGGCUCAGAAACGUGAGAUGGAGGCUAGGCUUAAAGAACUGGAAAGUGAGAAGGAGAAGCCAUUUGCACUGAGCAGAGAUGACCCUGAACUGGAGAAUAUGUUGAAGGACAGGUUGAGAUGGGGUGACCCCAUGGCACAUUUAGUCAAGAAAAAGAGAGCAGAACAGGUUUUGCCUGACCUGGGAGCAGAUGACAAAAUGAAAGAAUCAGGCUUCAUAAUUCCCCAAGAAAUUCCCCCUCAAAGCUGGAUACGCAGAGGCUUGGAUGCAGCACCCAAUCGCUAUAGUAUCAAACCAGGAAGACACUGGGAUGGGGUUGACCGCAGUAAUGGUUAUGAGAAACAAAUGUUUAAACGUAUGAAUGAGAAGCAGGCGACCGAAAGAGUAGCAUAUCUUUGGUUUGUUGCUGACAUGUGAGGCGCCCUGUUACCUCAAUCUACACUAAUUUUUCAGAUUGCACAACUGAUUUAGUUUUACCUUAG
Molecule: messenger RNA, 1080 nt
Organism: Ipomoea nil (Japanese morning glory)
Lineage: Eukaryota; Viridiplantae; Streptophyta; Magnoliopsida; Solanales; Convolvulaceae
Product: BUD13 homolog
Exons: 1
Coding region: 134-1015 (293 amino acids)
Biological process (GO): mRNA splicing, via spliceosome
Cellular component (GO): RES complex; U2-type spliceosomal complex
Molecular function (GO): RNA binding
Source: RefSeq, a predicted model, not a curated record